Molecule: messenger RNA, 850 nt
Organism: Ixodes scapularis (black-legged tick)
Lineage: Eukaryota; Metazoa; Arthropoda; Arachnida; Ixodida; Ixodidae
Exons: 2
Coding region: 44-850 (268 amino acids)
Molecular function (GO): nucleic acid binding; zinc ion binding
Source: RefSeq, a predicted model, not a curated record
CCUGGAACUGCUCCCCGGGGUUCUCGCCUUGGGGGCGUUCCAGAUGAAUCACGUCUGGGCCGUGACUUUCAAGUCACCGGAGGGUAAGCGGAAGACCCUUGCGGCGGGUGACCUCGUCGUCAAGGGCCGACGAUGCAUCGUUGUCGACCCGGGCAACCGCGACAUCCGCGUCAAGCUCCACUGGCUCCUGUAUCACGUCCCCGACGACGAGGUGAAAGCCGCACUGGCCCCUUACGGCACGGUGACCGAAAUGGGAACCGAGAAGUGGCGGGUGCAGGGAGUCAUGGACUGCGGGUCAAUGACGCGCACGGCUGUCAUCCGGCUUAACCCUGGGCUCGGGUUGGACAAACUGCCGCAUCAGCUGCGUAUUGCCGGAGGGCAGGUGCUCGUCGUGGCGCCGGGCAGGGCACCACUCUGCCUGCGCUGCGAGCGGACCGGCCAUAUCCGCCGCGAUUGCCGGGCGCCGAAGUGCCAGUCCUGCCAUCGGAUUGGUCACGACGCCGCCCACUGCGUCAAGACCUACGCUGCGGCAACGGGCCCCGGAGCUGGUCAGGCCAACGCUGACCACCUCAUGGACGAGGCGGAUGCGGAGGAGACAAUCAAGGGAGCUGGUCCUUCUACCGGGACGCCUGUGAGCGGAACCUCCCAGCAAGUUGACCCACCCGGGUUGGAGCACCCGCUCAAGACGACUGACGCCGCCACCUCUGCCAAUCUUGCCGUGGCGUCAGCCAGGAAGGACAAGGCGACGACAGGGAGGGACGAAGUGUCAACGAAAGGGGCGCCAAUGAAAGCGACUGAGGGACAGCAAGGCAACGAAGUCAACAUGGUCGACGCUAGUACUGACGAAUGA